AAAAAAAAAAACUUUUUUUUAAAAAUUAAACAAAUGUCUUCCGUUAUCCUUAAGCUCAACACCAACGCCGAUAUCCCUGCCCUUGGUCUCGGUACUUGGCAAUCAAAGCCUUCCGAAGUAUAUGAUGCUGUUUUGACUGCUUUGAAGAGCGGUUAUAAGCACAUUGAUGCUGCCUAUAUCUACGGUAACGAAAAGGAAGUUGGUCAAGCUAUUAAGGACUCUGGUGUUCCUCGUUCUGAACUCUUCAUUACUACCAAGUUAUGGAACACCAGCCAUCGUCCUGAAGAUGUCGAAGCUGCCCUUGAAAAGUCUCUUGAGCUUUUAGGUUUAGACUAUGUUGAUUUAUACUUGAUGCACUGGCCUGUUGCUUUCCAAGCUGGCGAGGACAAUGCCCCCAAGGAUGCUGAGGGUAAGCUUCUUUUGGAUAACACUGAUAUCACCGAGACCUAUGCUGCUAUGGAAAAGUUGAGCAAGGAAAAGACUCGUGCUAUUGGUGUCUCAAACUUUAACAUUGCCAACCUCGAAAAGUUAGCAAAGACACAAAAGAUUGUCCCUGCUGCUAAUCAAGUUGAAUUACAUCCCUACUUGCCUCAAGAUGAAUUGAUCAAAUAUUGUAAGGAUCAUGGUAUCUUGGUCACUGCCUAUUCACCUCUCGGUAGUACCAACUCUCCCUUUUUGAAUGAUGCUUCAGUCGCCAAGAUUGCUGAAAAGCACAACAACACAACCGCUUCUGUCCUUAUCUCUUGGGGAAUUAAGCGCGGGUAUGCUGUUAUUCCCAAGUCUGUCACACCUUCUCGUAUUAUCUCUAACUUCAAGACUGUUGAACUUGAUGAUGAGGACUUCGAGACUUUAAACAAGCUCGUGCAUGCCGAAAAGGCCCAAAGAUUGGUUGAUCCUUUCAACUUUUGGGGUGUUGACGUAUUUGGAGAACAUAAUUAAAAAAAAAAUAGACCUCAAGCGAUGAACAUUGUACAACGCUACAACUAAUGUCCCCCCUCCUUUUACAUAAAAACCAUUCCCAAUCUCCUUUUUAAUAAAAACUCAGUCUACAGU
Mucor mucedo is the source of this 1053-nucleotide messenger RNA. RefSeq names its product NADP-dependent oxidoreductase domain-containing protein. The record is from RefSeq and is a predicted model, not a curated record. Gene Ontology annotation, cellular component: cytosol. Gene Ontology annotation, molecular function: aldose reductase (NADPH) activity. The transcript has 8 exons. Lineage: Eukaryota; Fungi; Mucoromycota; Mucoromycetes; Mucorales; Mucoraceae. The coding region runs from base 34 to 939 and encodes 301 amino acids.